This is a messenger RNA of Musa acuminata AAA Group (dessert banana), 2652 nucleotides long. RefSeq names its product acyl-CoA-binding domain-containing protein 6-like. The coding region runs from base 390 to 2600 and encodes 736 amino acids. Gene Ontology annotation, molecular function: protein binding. The transcript is spliced from 19 exons. NCBI's taxonomy places the organism in Eukaryota, Viridiplantae, Streptophyta, Magnoliopsida, Zingiberales, Musaceae. The record is from RefSeq and is a predicted model, not a curated record.
UGCCGCCGGCGACUCCGAUUCCCUCCUCGGGUAAUCUCGCUCACCCUUCUCUCAUCGUCCUCUUCUUUAUGGAUCGAGUGGUACUCGGCCGGCUUCGACAACAUGGAGAUGGGGUAAUCUUGCCCACCGUUCUCUCGUCCUCCUUUUUCGACUUUAUGGAUCAAGUUGUAGUCGGCCGGCUUCGGCAUGUUGGAGAUCGGGUCGCACAAGUAUGCUCGAACUGCGUGAGCUAACGUUGGGGAUAUAUCUCUGAUGUGUGCCGAUUCUAUGGAAAGAAAGAAAAAUAUUACGGUGCUCUGUGCGCGCUAAAUGCAUCUACAUAUGGUGUGAGAGCCAAAACUUCCAAGUUUAACUUCAGGACUACAGGAGCUUUGUAUUCCGCGCUGGCCAUGAACAGUGAAUUGCGUACUACUUCGUUUGGCAACAACACGUCAUAUGUUCCGAGGCUGAAGGUUCAUUUAAAGGAUCCUUUGCAGGGGACUAGGAGUCCCAUCCGAUCGUCCAAUCAGCUCAGCCAGACCAAUGAGGAAAACGGGGGGUUGGCAUCAUCAAGUGGUCGCUCUGAUGACCCUAAUUGCCAUUUCUCAUCCCACACAUGCGAUCUACAUAACUGCAGUUUGGAGAGUUCAAAGAACUGGAACCUGUUGCCAACCUAUGGGAACAAACCCACUCCUCGAUUUCAGCAUGCAGCAACUGUUGUUGGGAGCAAAAUGGUGGUUGUAGGUGGUGACUCAAGCCACGAUUUAUUGGACGACACUCAGAUUCUUAGUUUGGACUCUCUUACUUGGGCGUCUGCCACUUCAAAGGUUUACUCAUCAACUGGUACAAUUUCAUUGAACAUUCCUGCAUGCAAAGGUCACACUCUGGUUUCAUGGGGAAAAUCUGCUCUCCUUAUUGGGGGGAAAACUGAGCCUCUUAGUGACAAAUUGUCAGUCUGGUCCUUUGAUGUAGAAACAGAAUGCUGGUCACACAUUGAAGCAAAGGGAAAUAUUCCGGUUGCUCGCAGUGGCCAUACUGUUCUCAGAGCAGGCGCUGUCCUGAUCCUUUUUGGGGGUGAAGAUGUGAAAGGAAGAAAACUAAACGAUCUUUUUAUGUUUGAUUUGAAGUCAUUAACUUGGCUUCCUUUACACUACAAGGGGACAGGACCUUCCGCAAGAUCGAAUCAUGUGGCUGCACUUUAUGAAGAUAAACUACUUUUUAUAUUCGGAGGGCAAUCAAAGUCAAGGAUUCUCAAUGAUCUUCAUUCUCUAGAUUUUGAAACUAUGAUAUGGUCAAGGGUAAAAGUUCAUGGCCAUCGUCCAUCACCUCGAGCAGGUUGCUGUAGUGCUCUCUGUGGAUCUAAAUGGUAUAUCACGGGGGGUGGAAGCAAGAGAAGAAGACAUGCGGAAACCCUGGUCUUUGAUGUUCUAAAAUUAGAGUGGUCUGCAUCCAUUAUGUCACCCAGUGUUUCUAUUACUACCAAUAGAGGGUUUAGCUUGGUUCCUGUUCACCACAAGAACAUAACUUCUCUUGUAGCUUUUGGAGGAUUCAAGAAAGAGCCAUCAAAUCAGGUUGAAAUAUUUUUCUUGGUUACUAAUGAACAUUCAAUGAUCUGGCCAUCUGCCCCAUACAUGGGAUUUUUACCAUAUGAAGAAUGCGCUGCAAAUAUCAAGGAGCUUGGUGCCCACCUCAAGACUGUUUCUUCCUCGACUUCUACUGAUCCUUUUGCUAGGAAUAGUCUAGCAUCUACACUUGAGCAGCAAAUUUCUGGAAGGAAGUCUCUUUCAGAUGAUCCUUGUGUUUCAACAGACAUCUCUUGUCGCAAGCUAUUUCAUCAAGAUCAAGACUUUGGUUUAAAUACUAAGGUCCAGAGGCCCCUUGAGGAUGAAAAGUAUACAAAUGAUGGCCAGUUGAUGCUAAACAAUCCUUCCUCAAAGAAAAUGCAUGUUUUCAGCAAUUGUCAGAGGAGCAAAAGGCAACAACCUGAAAUAAAGAUGGAUGUUGCAGGAAUUCAAGAUAGCAUGGAAAAGAUGCAUGUGGAGUCUGGAGGUACAACCGUUCAUCACAAACAUGGAAUCGGAAUUAGUAGUCUUACCGCGGACGCCGAGCGUUUGUUUCCUGUAGGGGUGGAUGGAGGAGGAUUGGUUUUGACAAAUCCUACCGACGUAUAUCAAGUAUAUGAAACUAAAACGGCAAGCUUGACUAGGAAGAAUGUUUUGCUGGAAGAACAGUUGAAAGCUGCAACGACAAGUCGAGAGAUUGCUGAGAGGAACUUAAGUUGCACUGUUGAGAGGAAGCAAGACGGGGAGAGAAAACUAGCUGACGCUCUCAGGGAAGUCGAGCUGCUGAAGGAUAAGGUGGCAGGCAUGGAGGUAGCCCAAGAAGAAGCUAACGGUCUCUCAAAUAUCGUCCACUCUGACAAUGUGAGGCUGGAGCAUGAUGUAGCAUUUCUAAAAGCAAUCCUGGAAGACACGCAAAAGGAACUGCACUCGACCCGUGGAGUUUUGGCUGGUGAAAGGGCAAGAGCUUUUCAACUUCAGGUAGAAGUCUUCCAUCUCAAACAAAGAUUGCAAUCGGGGGACCACAGAGCACCGACACCAAGAAAACCAUUCCAGAUGUGAAUAUGAUGUUCUCCAUUAUUAUUAUUUCAGUAGAGAACUUGUGCCUGCAUCA